CAAAGAAAUCAACUGGUUUAUACCAGCUCAUGAUAAAGAUAUUGGAUAAUGCAUAUUGGAUUUUGAAGGUCACUAGUCAAUUGGGUUUACUGCGUUACAAGGAUUAGUAAGCGAUGGAAGAGAUUGGGCUAGCUACGCAGAACUCAAAGGAAUCGGAGAUAUUUGAAUGUUCAGGAGUAAAUUUUAGCUAUGUAGAUCCUCUUCAGCUUAGCGAGGAAGAUCUGUAUGUAAAAUUGAAGAGCCUUAGGAAGCAGAUUGAGUUCAUUCAGGUUCAAGAGAAUUACAUCAAAGACGAACAAAAAAACUUGAAGAAGGAGUAUUUGCAUGCUCAAGAAGAAGUCAAACGAAUCAAAAGUGUUCCUCUCGUUAUUGGGCAGUUUCUAGAAGCUGUCGAUCAAAGCACUGGAAUUGUAGGAUCCACAACUGGUUCGAACUACUACGUCCGGAUAUUAUCCACAAUCGAUCGCGAGCUGUUGAAACCAAGUGCCAGCGUCGCCCUCCACAAACACAGCAAUGCCUUAGUUGAUGUCCUUCCUCCAGAAGCAGACAGUAGUAUUACAAUGCUUCAAGCUGAUGAGAAACCCGACGUAUCCUACGCCGAUAUUGGUGGUAUGGAUAUUCAGAAGCAGGAAGUGAGAGAAGCUGUUGAACUGCCUCUAACUCAUUUCGAAUUAUACAAGCAGAUUGGAAUUGAUCCACCUAGAGGAGUUUUAAUGUAUGGUCCUCCAGGUUGUGGAAAGACAAUGUUAGCCAAAGCAGUCGCCCAUCAUACUACUGCUGCCUUCAUUCGUGUUGUUGGAUCAGAGUUCGUUCAAAAGUAUCUGGGAGAAGGUCCUCGGAUGGUUCGUGAUGUAUUUCGUUUGGCCAAAGAAAAUGCUCCAGCAAUAAUAUUUAUUGAUGAAAUCGAUGCUAUCGCCACUAAACGAUUUGAUGCUCAAACUGGAGCCGAUCGUGAAGUACAGCGUAUUUUGUUAGAAUUGUUAAACCAAAUGGACGGGUUUGAUCAAAAUGUAAAUGUAAAGUUUCUGAUAAAUUGUUUCGUUUUCACGAAAGUUUAUCCUGAAUUAAGUCUACGGUCCCAUUCUUCAACAACUAAAAAACACGAUGCAAGUUCAAAUAAUGCCGACUUGUUCAAUAUUUCAUAAAUCUUAACUCACAUUUUUCAGUUGUGGUAAUUGUUUAAACAAGUAGUAGUCACACUGUUUAAUGUAUUUUCACUAGCUCAUAAUAGUGUAAAGGAAUUUUCGGGCACGCGAAAAUUUCAACAAUAAUUCUUAUUGUCUCUUGUACUCAUAGUCAUAGUACUUAUGAUCUGAAGCUGAAAGAGGAUUGCAUUCACAAUAGAUCGAAACAGGUAUUUUCAAUAUUCUAAUUUCAUGUUAACCGAUAUACAAUGGUUUUUAUAUGUCCUAACUAGACACAAGAAAAAUAUCACAAGAAAAC
This is a messenger RNA of Schistosoma turkestanicum, 1443 nucleotides long. The record is from the annotation of a GenBank genome assembly. Lineage: Eukaryota; Metazoa; Platyhelminthes; Trematoda; Strigeidida; Schistosomatidae.